Molecule: messenger RNA, 2950 nt
Organism: Gavialis gangeticus (Gharial)
Lineage: Eukaryota; Metazoa; Chordata; Crocodylia; Gavialidae
Gene: DCPH1
Product: acidic residue methyltransferase 1
Exons: 7
Coding region: 59-1384 (441 amino acids)
Biological process (GO): DNA damage response
Cellular component (GO): nucleus; cytoplasm
Molecular function (GO): phosphatase activity
Source: RefSeq, a predicted model, not a curated record
GGGGCGGGGAGUCUACGUCACUUCCGGGAGGGUUGCCGGGGCGGUGAGGAGGAAGAAAAUGGCGGCGGCGGCGGUUUCGCUGUCGGGCAGGUUUAAGGGAUCAUUUGCAUAUUUUACAAUUAAAGAUAGACUACCCCAGAUCUUAACCAGAGUUAUUGAUACUUUACACCGACAUAAAAAUGAAUUCUUUGAAAAACAUGGGGAGAAAGGUGUUGAGGCAGAGAAGAGGGCUAUAUCUUUCCUCUCUAAAUUACGGAAUGAAUUGCAAACGGACAAACCAAUGAUCCCUUUGAAUGAUGAGCUCCCUGAUACUCCAAUAUGGAACCAGUACCUAGAAUAUCAAAGAAAUGUAUCAAAUGGAAAUGGACAGCCAAGCUGGUUUCAGUCCCCUUGGCUAUAUGUAGAAUGUUACAUGUACCGUAGAAUUCAUGAAGCACUAAUUCAUAAUCCACCUAUUGAUGACUUUGAUCCAUUUAUGGAAGCAAAGAUUCAAAGUUUUUUUGAAUCCCAACAGGCUAUUAUUGCCAUAUGCACUUACUUGCAGGAACUCCUUAAAAACAUACAGGAUCUAAAUGAAAAUCAACUUAAGGAGGAAUUUUUUAAGCUGUUGCAGGUUUCCUUGUGGGGGAAUAGGUGUGACCUUUCCAUUUCAGCUGGUGAAGACAACUCUCAGAAAUCCAGCCUUCUGCAAUCCUUAAAUGAUUUUAAAUCUUUCAUCUUGGUGGAUGACAUGGAAGACCUUUGGUCACUGCUUUUAAAUUCCAAGAAAAGGACAACCACCAAAGAAUCUAUUACAAGAGUUGACAUAAUUCUGGAUAAUGCUGGCUUUGAACUUAUAACUGAUCUAGUACUGGCUAACUUCUUGUCAUCAUCAAAGUUAGCUACUGAAGUCCACUUCCAUGGAAAAUGUAUUCCAUGGUUUGUAUCAGAUACCACAAAGCAUGAUUUUAACUGGACUCUUAAGCAACUGCAGUCAGCUAAUCAUAUGUGGAUGUCUAGAUGUGGGAUGAAUUGGGAGGGGAAUUUAAAAAAAGGCGUUUGGGUUUACCACGAUCACAUGUUUUGGACUCUGCCACAUGAAUUUUCUAGUAUGGCUCAGGUUGCUCCUGACUUGUAUGCUGAACUGCAGAAAUCAAGUGUAAUUAUUUUUAAAGGUGAUCUGAACUAUAGGAAACUAACAGGAGAUAGAAAAUGGGAGUUUACGGUUCCAUUUCAUCAAGCCUUGAACAAAUUUCAUCCUGCACCUCUCUGCAGCAUAAGAACUCUAAAAGCUGAAAUUCAGGUUGGUCUGAAACCUGGGCAAGGUGAACAACUUGCAACUUCUGAAUCUGAAUGGAUGAUCAAUGGAAAAUAUGGAAUAAUUCAAUUUGAUGCGUCUGUGUGAUUGUUGUGCAGUUCAUAAACUAUCCAAAGGCAGAUGGGUAGCUUUUUAAAUUGCGCUGUUUCAGAGACAGCUACAUGGGUAUUGACUUUUUCUACUGGUCAGGUUUGGCUUUAAAAAAUCAUUGGUUUUCAGUUUACCUAUUAUGCUUCUUUUGCAAAGUAGCUUGUUAUUGUUUUACAAAGGAUACGGAUGUGCAACAGUUCUUUCUUGCUAACAAAUUAGUAAAAUGUAGAUUAUUUGUCUUACCAAACGUCUGCAGAAGAUCUCAAAGAUAUGAAUAUGGCUUCAGUUGUCCACAAAAGUUCUUUGUUAUUCAGUAAAGAUAUUUGAAUGCAGGUCUGCUCUAGGGAGAGGCUUCACCUUGUGCUACUCCAGCAGCCUUGGCCAGCAUUUUUAAUUGCUAUGCAUUGCAUGGAAAUGCAUGUUUUUUGGAAUGCAUGGAACUAAUUUUUGGGGUUUCUGCAUCAUUGCAGCUGGGGUCUUAUUUUAAAGCUGUUGAAAUUGAGUUGUCUCUUACAAAUGCUAUUUUACAUAAAACUGACAACCGUUUCUUAUGUUUUGUGUCUGCAAAUAGUUCUGUUUGUUGGCUUUACCAUAAUGAAAGCUUGGUUUAGUCGGCAGUGGAUUAAGGGAGGAUCCUUUAGUGGGAGACAUUACAUCCUAUGAAGAAGACAUAAAUGAGGGAGAUCCAUAAGACUCAGGUGUUCCCAAGUCAUUGGGUUGGAAUACCAGCCAAAUAAUAAGCAUUUUACUAUAAAACUGUGAACUUAGCCAGUGCUAGAAAGCUGCUUUGAAAAAGCAAAGCAUGUCAGCAGGUAUAUUUGUUGCAGCCCCUCGUCUUCAAUGGGAAGGACUCUGCUGCAUGUGCCUCACUAUAGGAGCUGUGCUUAGCUACAGAGCCGUAAGAGCUAUUUUAAAGCAAAAGUUGGAUUCUGGAGAGGUGUAGAGAUACCUGUGCCACAACCAAGGAAGUAAACAGCUCAAAUUCAUUAGUAGUUCCUCCGUUUUUCUCUAAGCCCACAGCAAAGCAAUGGUGCAGUGGGAGGAUCAGCAUGUGAAGGCAAUGUAACUGUAGAAGAAGUAAGUAAAGUCUACUUGGCAAGAAGAGAUGGUAUGGAAAACCAUCUACCUGCAUUUCCAGAGUUCAACCAAUGGAGACUAGCUCACAGGAACCACAGUGAGAUACUCUGCUCACUAAACAAUGACUUGAGGCACUGUUGGCCCUGAUUCUUAUCUUCAUCUUAGGAAAAGUGAUGAUGGGAGGCAGUCUUGUAUUGCAACUGUUUCCCAGGCCCUGGAAGCCACAGAAGCUAAAUGAAAACAAGAAUUGAUAAGGACUGAACAUUUCCAACACCUUAAAGAUACAGAAGAAAACAUCUCUACUGGAAGAGUCUUGUUCCCAUGUCACUUUCUUUGCGUGGCAUCUAUCUUGAAUUAUCAAAGCAGCCUGAACUCUGUUGGGAUCACAGUGUAGCCUGGAAGUCUAACCUGAAAUUUACUUGUAGUAAGGCAAUCUUCCCUGCAUGCACUAUAACCAGGGAUCCCAGUUUUCUCUAAUAAAAAAAA